Miscanthus lutarioriparius is the source of this 276-nucleotide messenger RNA. The record is from the annotation of a GenBank genome assembly. NCBI's taxonomy places the organism in Eukaryota, Viridiplantae, Streptophyta, Magnoliopsida, Poales, Poaceae.
AUGACCAAAGCAUUCAAAGAAUCGCCGCAUCCUGACGAGAAGCAGCGGCAGCAGCUCAGCGAACAGCUCGGCCUCUCUGCAAGCCAAGUGAAGUUUUGGUUCCAGAACCGGCGAUGUCAGACCAAGGUAACUGAGGAGCGGCAUGAGAACUCGCUGCUCAAGCCCGAGCUGGAGAAGCUCCGGGAGGAGAACCGCGUCAUGCGAGAGCUCAUCAAGAAAUCCUUACGCAGCCAAGGGCAGCUGCUGCGCCUGGAGAACGCCAAGCUCAAAGCCUAG